This is a messenger RNA of Toxorhynchites rutilus septentrionalis, 9970 nucleotides long. Its product is annotated as protein Shroom. Bases 2483 to 8365 code for a protein of 1960 amino acids. Gene Ontology annotation, biological process: actin filament organization. Gene Ontology annotation, molecular function: actin filament binding. The transcript has 12 exons. Lineage: Eukaryota; Metazoa; Arthropoda; Insecta; Diptera; Culicidae. Gene Ontology annotation, cellular component: apical junction complex; cortical actin cytoskeleton; adherens junction. The record is from RefSeq and is a predicted model, not a curated record.
AUGUCGUCGUUGUUGGAUCGUUUCCGUAGUUCAUAAAAGCGUGUUCGGCCCUCUGUGCGCAUACCGGGUUCAAGUCCAAUUUUCUCACCUCCUUCCUCUUUUGUUUCAUUCUUCGGCUCCACCGGUGUUGUUUUUGUUAGUUUUGUUCUUCUCGUGUCCCGCAAACGUGUAUUCCCGUCGCGAUACCUGUGUGAAGAAGCAACAGCACCAGCAGCAGCAGUAAAAGUGCCUCGGAGAGCAUUUUGAAGAUGUGUUUGUUCUGAAGACUGCCUGUGCCACUAGCAGCAACAGCAGCAGCAGCAGCGAAACAACGGGUGAAGUUCUGACGAAAUUCGCGAUCGCGCUGCAGAUGAUCCACAACGCGUUGGUGUAGGUGGUGGUGAUUUGCAUCUGACUUUGGUUGGUAGCUAGUGGUAUUCAGAACUAGAAUUCGGUGGUCUGUCCUGUUUUUCGGUUCGAGUGGUGUAGUGACAAAGAGAAAUUCCUUCGUCAAGUGAUUCGGCAACAACAGGAAAAAAUAAAAAAAAAGAAAUGAAAUCGGUUUGCGAUCAAACGGGGAAGUGAAGCAAAAGUGCCACCACCAAGAAUGUGAAUCGAUCGCAGUGUGUGGACGAAUUCCUUCCAGUGGACGCGCUCUUGGUGCAAUGUGUGGCAUGUCAUUGCCGGCCACUUGAUGUCCGGCCACAUCGUAUAUAUGGCAGUUUUUGUUUCAUGAUUUGUUUUGCUGUAACAUACUUAAGUGGAUGAAUGUCGAUGGAAAUAUAGUGCAGAAGAAGAAAGGAAGCAGAAACAAAGGCCGAACGUGUCGAAUAUAUGCAGUGCAGUGCUGUUUCAAUUAGUGGUAUCGAUCAAUGAGCAACGAAAGGUGUGUGUAAAUAAAUGUAUCAAUAACUUGUUCCGUAUGCAUUUAGAAGCAGCAGCAACAGAGCUCAGCGCAGCCGGUCGACGCGAGGUGUGAAAAAUUCUCAAACAAUUUGCGCCAGGCGUGGUUGAGUGGAUGUUUAUUAAUUUUUUUAUGGAACCAUGUGUUUUGCGCGAUGAUGUCGACAAUAUAUGAUGGAGAACUCGCUAAAGUGGAUCACUCAAGAAGCAGCCUUCAAUUGCUGAAAACAAUAAACCCGUGUGGAUAAUCAUCAAUCGCGGAUGAGAAUUGAGUUGGGCGGUUGAUUACCUUUGGGCUGUCGAACCUACGGUACGGGUGAAGAAUUUAUCGCAUCUAUCGUAUCGAGUGCUUUGUGUCGUAUCGGUUUGAUCUACCCGGGAAAGAGUGCCUCCGGCCCCGCAGGAACUGACUUCACCGGAGAAUUGUGUCAGAAUUGUGCGAAUUGUGUUCGCUGCCAAUUAUGCGAAAGUUGGUUCGAGUCUGAAGCUUUUGGCAUACACAUGUGUAUCGAGAGUGUAAUUAAUUCUCAAUCAAAAAAGCAGUAGCAAAAUAGAAGAGCAAAAAAAAUAUAUGAGGAGAAGGCAAACAAUUAAUAACCAAUGCUCGUCGAGGGGAAAUAAAUGGUGCACCGUAGGAAUUAUACAGCAUUAACAGAAUAAAUUUAUCAUCAUCGAACACAAGAGGAAGAGAGUGCAAAACGUUUAUCCGGGCGCGUUACGAAUCGGAAGAAGAGUGGUAAAACACUUUCAGGAAAAGUGCAGGUUUUCAGCUAAAAUCACACUGCUGUCCUUCCUCAACCUUCCAAGGCCCCGCCAUUAGGACGCGACUCCUCUCGGCAAUACAAUAAGAUGGAAAUUGAUAUGUUAUUGUUAGCUUAUGUCCAUUCAUGCAAGUCAGCUGGGAGCAUCUUGUUCGGGAGAAACAACAACGGCAAUUGUUAUUGCAGCAUCAAUACCUAGAAAGUGUUGUUUUUGAUGGAGAGCAGCAUCAAUCUCCGGGGGGCAACCAGACCACUCUUUUUUUUUUGCAUAAUUAACGCUGAAUCGACGGCAAGAUUUGAUUUAAUUAAAAAUACUCUCGUCGACACCUCCACCCACCCCCCGCUCGAAACAAUAGGCACACACCGGCUGCUCAGUUCGUGUUCCUCGUUGCUGUGAGCGGUGUGUGUGUGUAUGUGAGUGUGGGAGGCACAAUUAUCGCCAUCGCGGCAACGAACAAAGUCGCGUGUCUUUCCGGAGCGCCACCCGCAGAAGCAGUGAGCGAAACCCAAGGGGGAGAAGGGUGCCUGAGAGAUCUCGAAACUGUUUCUUGGGGUGCAAAAAAAUUAUAAUAAUAAAAUACGCGAAACAAUAAGAUCGGUUGAAUCUAUAUUGUGAGAAGAAGCCGUCUCGGAGAAAGCAACGAAAAAUGCUUCCCUUUGUGCAAUCAGCUCAAGCCUUUGCGAGUAAAUGGCGUGAUUUUUUAUAGAUUUUCUCGGGUUAUUUUAUGCAUAUUUGUGGGUGUUUUUUCUGUAGAGUAUACUGAAUCAGUGCGGCGGGAGCCUUCUUCUGUGUGCGUUUCGUGUGUAGUGUUUGCGCGUAUGUGGGUAUUAAGCUAACAAUGGAUCGGGUCAGUGUGAACAGCGGAGCGGCUAGCGUCGGUGGGAACUCCGCUACGGCGGCUACCAGCGGCUCCGGUGCCACCGUCAAUGGCAGCAAUUCAGCGAGUGUUGGUAACAUUGCCAUCACUUCGUCACACAAUAAUAAUAGUGCUGCUAAUAUUGGCAGCUGCAGUAACAACAACAGUGGUAGCUGUAGUAAUAAUAAUAACAGCAGCAGCGGCAGCAACAACAACAUCAACAGCAAUGGUAAAAACAAUAGUGUGAAGUUGCGUCCUGAUCGCAAUGGUACCGCUAUUGAUGGGUCAACAACAUCACCGCUUCUGGUACCGUCUAGCCAUCGGAGGUCAUUUCACCGUUUCGGACCUGGCAGUGCGAGCGCCACUUCGGAUUACAGCAUGUCAACGUUGGCCGAAUCGAUAGAGGAUGAUCAUCUGAAUAACAACAGCGGUGGCGGCAGUCCAGCGAACAACACCGGUGGCACUAGUGGUGGUGGUAAAACCAUGCUCCAGCACCAGCACUCCAACGGUGGCAGCUCGAUGCAGCAAACAGGUCUACCCAGCAGUGGCCACAACACUCCAGGGCUGCCCGGAUUGCUGCUGGGCGGCCAGAACAACAGCAGUCUGACCCAGGCCGGGCUGGAGGAGUACAGCAGGUCGUACUACGAGCAGACCAUGUACCACCACCAGAAGCAGUCUUCGUACGCGCAGUCCGAAGGCUACCACAGUUACGUCUCCAGUUCGGAUUCCAGCUCGACGCCAUUUCUCGAUCGACUACGCCAGGACAGUGAGCUGCUGCUAUCCCGUUCGACGCACAACUGGUCCCAGCAGGAUCUCCAGUUGUCCUCGUCGAAUAACAGCAUAGCCGACAACAACAGUUCCGAGAGCACCUCCUCGACGGAAACGCUCAAAUGGCUCGGGUCGAUGAGCGAUGUUUCCGAGGCAAGCCAUGCGACCAGCAUGUCCGCAUUAUCUAGUGCUGGUUCCACUUCACAGCUGAUCGCGCACAGUUCGCGAGUUCGAACGCCACAGCGUCACAACUCCGAGAGCAUCCUUUUCAUGUCGACCGACGAACAGCAGCAACAGCAGCUUCAGCAUCAGUCCGUUCACAGUCAACAGUCACCACUGCAAGGAGUGGCACAGAUCGGGAGCCUAAUGUCCCAGUCGAUGGGAUCGCUCCAUCCUCACCACCAUCACCACCCGCUGGGGCACCCGACGAACGCCCAAACUCCCUCUCCGAACGGAUCGAUCCAAUCGUCGCAGCAUCCACAGCACCGCGGCAGCUCGUCCAGUUCGUCCGGUGGAUCUCCGGUCGAGGAGGAUCUGCGCUUCCAGCAGAGAACUCUGUCCAACACAUCGCUCGCUUCGUCUGCAUCGGCACCACCGCCGAGCAACGGCGGUUCGGUCCGAUCUAGUCGCAGCAAUAAUCGGCUGUUUCCUAUCAGCACCUACACCGAGAUUCCUAGCAACGUUAGCAGUAGUAACAGUAACAGUAGCAAUAACAUUAGUAACGGUAACAGUGGCCACACCGGCACGGCAUUGACCCCAACGUCCGGUGGAGCGAGCCUGGUUGAUAGUUCCAAACAACUCAGUCCUCACAACUGGCAAUCGGUGGCGGAACGUAUCAACGAGUUGGAGAAACAUCAACAUCAGGGUCUUCCGUUGCUCAACAACAGCAACAGCAAUAGCGGCAAUACUAGCGCCAACUCCUCAUCCGCUACGAUUGGUGCCAAAAAUCUAAGUCAAUCCGCAGCUAAGCAGCAGCAACAACAGCAGCUACAAAAGUAUACGUAUUUUGAUCCAUCCAAAACCCACAGGGUUUCAAACCCUUCGCUAAAAGCGUUCCAGAAAAACGCUGUGAUAUCCUACUUCGAGCGACAGCAAGCCUACGCGCGUGGGAGCUGUCAUAAUCUGUCCAGGCCAACAACACUAAACUUACAGCAGCAGCAGCAGCAGCAACAACAGUCCCAAUCAGGCUCACCGCCCUCAAUGAAAUCGACCUCGCAGCGAUCAUCGAUUUCCAGCGCGUAUUCCUCCUCCGGGAGCACAACGGACCUUACUCCAUCCUCGCAUUCCCCAAUCGGGGGCAAUUAUCAUCACCAUCCCAGUUUGCACUCGCCGGCCAACAUCGCCGCCCAGCAGCGGCUGGACAAAAUCGCUGCCAACAAUCUCCGCAAUCAGCUGGCGUCCGUCCACACGAUGAACUUUCUGAAUAGAGUUUCACCAUCGCAAACAACCGCCCAGCUGAUCGAGUCGCAAAUGAUCAGCAACGCGACACUGAUCCUCAGCGGGAGCCCAGGAACUGCUGCUGCUGCUGCUGCCAACGAUGGACAGAUGCAGUGCAGUCCCCAAACAACACCACCAUCAGAGGACCCAUCGGUGGAUGCUAAUAAUAUGUCUCCUCCGCCACCUCCGCCGCCACGAUCAAGAUCAAUCGGAGCGCCGAGCUUCAACAACAGUGCCGCUACGAUGGCGACAGCAAGUUUGCACGCCACCCAUCUAACGGCGGCAGUCCGCAGGACCUCCUCCGCCUCGGAAUACUCCUCGAUUCGUGACAAAAUGAUCCAACAACGACAGCAGCUUUCGAAAGAUCUCCUUGGCCCAAUGAUCAUGGGUCCAAUUAUCGCCCUCGACGACUGGGUCCCAGAGCGACCCCCGAAAAAUCCCAUGCUCCGAAUACCAAGCCCAGAGCUGCCACCGCCACCUCCACUGAUGAGCCCAACCGAAGACGUAAUACUCACCAACCAAGACGAGCCGUUGCCUCCUCCCCCACCGGAGAUUCUUCGCCACAUUCGUCAACUCAGUGAUUCUGGUGAGCCCAAAUCGAACGCUGCCAGCCGACGUAACAGUUUCGCGGGUCAAUCCUGCAGAAAAACCCUCUACCGAGCGUCCACAUUUGAAAACCUAUCGCCACCACCUCCCCCACCACUGAAUGUGUCUCCGCCUACACAACAACCACAAACUCAAAUCAGUCAGCUUAUCAUCCCGCCUGCCGUUCCCAAGAAACCCCAACCGACGGCGACGACGAUCGACCCCAACCAAGUGAUCUACCGACGACCCUCGUCGAGUCUGUCGAAUCAACAUCCACCCGCAAACGCUAUGCACACGCGCGUCCUGACGAACGGCAAACCGGACCAGCAGCAGCAGCGACACUCGCUCCCAAUGAUGACGGCGCUACCCCUCCAAUCGCCCCCGCAUUUGCAGCAACCAGCGCUGCCUCCGCAAUUCCUCCCGCCGCGCCAAUCCGACUCACGCAUUUCACUGCGAAAGCGGUCUCACAACACAACCCAACAGCAAAUGGCGGAAUAUCUGCUGAAAGCGGCGCAUCAUUUCAACAACAACAACUGUCAAAUUGUUCCCGCGUCCGGAGAAGCGUUGACGAGCACAACGAUAACGCCUCCGCCGUUGCCCCUGAAGCCAAGGAUGUCGAUUCUAUCGCAGCAGCAGCAGCAGCAACAGGCUGCUCCAGUACCAGCAGCAGCGUUGGAUGUCAGUCAUAACGGACAGCAGCUUAUCACCAACAUGGGCAGCAAAAGGAGCAAUUCCAAGGCAUCAUACCUGCCGCGUCAGCCGCGGGACAAACUCCACUCUGAUCCGGACCACGGCAGCUACAAGCUUACGCUAACUUCCAACGAGGAUAGCAUCAACCACAAUGACGUGUUUUCGGAAGACAUCAUCACCUCGCCCAAGUGCAAUCUGCCGGAUGUGCUGCCUCCUGGGGUUAAAUACUCGCUAUACUCCAACAACAACAACAACAACAACAACAACAACAACAACAAUAAUAACAACAACAACAGCAACAACACUAAUGGAAAACCAAUCGGCAAACCGUCGAAAACGAUACCCCACUCCGCGCCAAUCAUUUCAGCCAACAGUCUGAAAUCGAUGUUCAACUUUGCGCCCCAGCAGCCGCAACAAAAUCAGGUUACUCCACCGAGUGCCUCCUCGCCAGUGACCCCACCGCCGGCAUACACUGCAUCCUCCAAACAGCCCAUAUCGCAGCCAGGAAGUCCAACGAAUCAAGCAAUCAGCCCCAAGUACACUUCCCAGUCUACGUUCGAUCUGAAGAAGACGCAAAUUCUCGACUCGAAAUAUUUAACUCAAAGCCCGCCCCAAAUCGGCCUGCCGCAACCAAUACCAGCAAAUGCCCAACAGCAGCAGUCGAAUGGAGCGAUCAGUAAUGCCAAUUAUCUUAAUCAUCAGCAGCAGCAACAACAGCACAGCACCAACAACAAUAUCUGCAAUCAGCAAACUGUAAAUAAUUGUAAUGAAAUUUCCGAAAAAUCCGAUUUCUUUGAGCCAAGCAAUAACAGCACAAGUACAAGCACCGUUGAGCCGGUGGAACCAAACCACAACAAUAAAAACAACAGUGGCGCGAGUAGCACUCACACGACCACCAUCGGAAACGCUCACUCGCCGCCGCCGCCACCGACGCCUCUGUCAGCACACGACGGGUUUUCGCCCAAAGAGGAAGAAGAUUCGAUCAGUAGCUGCAAUACCACAAUCUGUGCGGAAGCAGAGCAACCUGUGCAAACCACGUGCAAUAGCAAAGUGAUCGCUGCCGUCGCCACCGAAGAACCGAUUGCUCCUUCCGUCGCGCUAGAACGUGUAACCAAGGAGAUUAGUCUGGAACCGGUAUCGGAUAUCGGCACCAGCAGCGAAAUAAAACCGAUCCCCACAAAGGUAGUGCAGCGGACGGAAAUCGUGCUCCGAGUGGCGGCUCCCACAACGGAAGCCUCCUCCCAAACGGAUGACAAUUUGGUGGUGGUAGUCGGUGACAGCAGCAGCCCGCGCAGUCCCGGACCAACAACAUCUCGGCCACCUUCCUCGCCCAGUCUUUCGAUUGGCAUCGCGGAACUAGUGAUAGAUCACAAUCCGGCGACGACCGGCGGCGUAUCUGGAGUUGCCAUCAGCAGGCAUACCGUCGCCACCUCGACCUCAUCGUCUCCGCCGAGCACCCCGACUGGCGGAAACAAAACGUUCAGCAGCAAGAUCUGCGCCGUAGCUCCCCGGAAGGUGCACCCGGAGGAAAUCGACUGUGAUAAACUAUCGCACGAUCUGAUCAGCCAGCUGUCGCCCUCGGAUAAGCUGCACACCAUACUGGCUCCCAAAACCUUCAAAUCGUCCUCAGAUUAUGUUUCCGAUCUGUUCAACAUUCAAAUAGCACCCCGACCAAUGAAGAAGGAUGCAUCGACCGCAACCCCGGAGGCAAGCCCCCAAAAAAGCCCGCUCGACAUUCUGACGACCAGUUCCACCUACUUCCAAGUUUCCGAGCCGAAGGCGAAGCUGAUGACUCGCUACAGCCGCGAAAUGACGCUGAUUAACGGCGAUUGCUGUGAUCUGACCAAGAAGAAGGAGGAGCUAGUCCAGCGUCUUGGCAAAAAAUUACUAGUCCUAUCGAACGAACAGACGAGCAUCGCCGAGGAGAGCAACGCGAACGACCUGCUCGGUAACGAUGUUGCCCUCAAGGUGGCCCAGAAAGUGCGGCCCACGGACGCAUCCAAGUUCCGUUCGUACGUCGACGACGUCGGCUACAUCACCAUGCUGCUGUUGUCGCUGUCCGGUCGGUUGGCCAGAACGGAUAACGCCCUGUACAACAUCGAUGAUUCGCAUCCGGAUAAGAAGAUCCUCGAAGCCAAACGCGAGCGCCUGCUGGAACAGCUGGACGAAGCGAAACAGCUUAAGGAUGACAUCGAUCGGCGAGGUGCAAUCAUCUCCAAGUUGUUGGAAAAAUCGCUAACCAUCGAAGAGUAUGCGGAUUAUGAUUACUUCAUUAACAUGAAGGCGAAGCUGAUUGUGGAUUCGCGCGAGAUUGCGGACAAAAUCAAGCUCGGCGAGGAACAGCUGGCCGCCCUGAAGGACACCCUGGUGCAGAGCGAAUGUUGACCGGCAGCUGCUGUGAGGUCUCCGCGUCUCAUUUCUGUAAAAAGUUUAUACUCUAGCUAGUAGCUUAGUUUUAUGUUUUGUGUCUCUAGGUUGUAAGGAAGUGUGUGUGGAGUUCAAGAGAUAGCUCUCUUGAAGCGAAGUUGCGCGAGUAGAGAUACAAAAAAUAUCGACCGGCUGUUGAGUAGGAAUAAAUUUAAUUUGAAAGUAUCUUAUGAAGAGAACAAUCAUAUAGGGAACAAUUCGCUAAGCAACGAGAAGCUGAUAUGAUGCAGCACUCGUACUUUGUAAAUUUUUGUAAAUUAUGACGAACUGUUUCAUGCUUCGUUAAUUUGUAGGAUAGUUUUUUUGUUGUUGUUAAAAACAAAAGUUUAGGCCAAAAAUCAAAAAUUCACGAAACGCCCGUUUGCUCUACUAAUCUGUCCAAUUAUAUUAUUUCGUAUGUGUGUUAACCCAUUGAUCGCCCCCACUUUUUGUUACCUGUAUAUUAAGGCAAAAAGUUCUUGCAUUUCAACGUGUGAUGUUGAGAUUCAAAGAGUUUUUCAGUGCACCACCCCGUUUGUGUUUUGUUUCCCAUCGCACCACCUUUCAGUUCUCCCCCUCCGCUUGGUAUUGUCCAGCAUUAUUGUUUCCCCCCGAUCCCUUCCCAAGUUUUUUCGUGUGCGCAGUGCCUUAGUCUUAACGAUUGUACUUACGUUUUAGUCACCUAAACCAAAUGCGAAAUUUGGUUGAAAAGUGUGUAGCCGCUUUUACGUUUGUGUGGGUUUGUUCCUUCGGAUCGUUAUUUGAAGGGACAAGCCUCAAAACUAACCGAUUCCUGAGCCUAUUUUUCCCCUGCCUGCUGAUAAUAACAACCAUCGAUUUGAUUAGUUUAGUUACAUUCUACAUACAAUAAUAACAAGCACAAAUUUACGUAUCUUUGUGUGCUUCUGCAGCUUCCAGAAACGAACAGUAAAAGCCUACACCAAAAAGGGGCCCAUUUUGUUCUAUGUCGCUAGGUGCUUAACAAUUUACAGACACUACCAACUGUUCGAAGACGAUUGAUUAGCUGGCAUUUUAUAUUCGCAUUGUUUAGUUAGGGAAUUUUUCCUCUAUUGUCGAGGGACAGGUGGACUGCAAUUAUCAGUGAAUUGAAUGUGUAUUUACCUAAAAAAUAAGGCAACUUUUCGUCGUAUGUAUGUUAUAUGUUCUUGGUAUUGUAACUCCUUUGUGUACUAUUUGCGUAGUCCAUUUACUGUCCUUAUUAGUGUCGUAGUUAGUGUACUUCCUCGUAUUAUUAUUAUUACUAUCAUUAUCAUUUAGUGAAUGUGUUUCUUUCCGUAGAUAUCGCAAACAAGCAGCAAAUCAAAAACCAUGGAAGAAAUCCGAAGAAAUUAUUGUGAUUUUACUCUGAAGAAAACAACUACUAUUUACAAUUUUACUCGUAUUCGUAGGGAAUAGUGAUUACAUGUGUCUCUUCUCUUUUCAAUGUGUGCAAAUAUCUUUAAUCGUAACAUCUCUUACGUUGCAAAAAGACAUGUAUGUGAAAACAGGUCUUCUACGCGCUAUACUUAACAUAGUUUUCACUGUGAAAAGUAAAAAAUAAAAAUAAUUGCUUGAAAAACAAAA